Apis cerana (Asiatic honeybee) is the source of this 1687-nucleotide messenger RNA. It is a transcript of the gene Fip1, whose product is annotated as Factor interacting with poly(A) polymerase 1. NCBI's taxonomy places the organism in Eukaryota, Metazoa, Arthropoda, Insecta, Hymenoptera, Apidae. Gene Ontology annotation, cellular component: mRNA cleavage and polyadenylation specificity factor complex. The record is from RefSeq and is a predicted model, not a curated record.
CAAGUGAGAAGAGAGGAAAAAUGGCGGAUGAAAAUGAGGAUCAAUGGUUAUAUGGAGAUUCAACUGAUGGAAAAGAAUAUACACCGACAUCCGUUCAACCAGAAAGCCAAGAAAAUGAUUCAAUUCCUGCUACAAUACAAGAAAAAUCAGAAAUCUUGGAAGAUCAGAAAAUAGAAAAUGUUAUUGAUCCACCAACAGAGCCAUCUGAGGAGGCAGAACCACCAGAAGAAGAAUCUUCACCAACUAAUAAUAUUCCAAAUGAAAAUAAUACAGAAAUAAAUAAAAAUGGAAUAAGAGAAGCUUCCAGUCAAGAAGAUGGAGAAGCUGCCAGUGAUUCAGAUUCCGAUGAUGAUGUACAUGUUGUUAUUGGUGAUAUUAAAUCAACCCCUGCAUAUGGUAGUCUCAAUAUUAAAAGAGGAGGAUUGCUGACAAAUGCAUCAGGUGUACCAGAUAAAUUAAAUAAACAACCAGGAAAAUUUAGUAUAGAUGAAUUUGAAACUAUAGGAGUUAUCAAUGGUAUGCCUGCUCAUGAGUUCAAUUUAGAUCAAUUAGAAGAUAAACCUUGGAGACAGCCUGGUGCUGACAUUACUGAUUAUUUUAAUUAUGGCUUUAAUGAAGAAACAUGGAGAGCUUAUUGUGAAAGACAAAAGAGAAUGAGAAGUGAAUCUGGAGUAGGUUUGAUAUUGAAUGCAGGGGGAGGUAGUGGUAAUGCAGGCAGUAUGAGAGUACCUCAAGUUGCAAUUACUAAUGAUAAUAGUAAAUAUUCUGGCAUAAUGGGACCAAAGAGAGCAGGACCACCUCCAGGAAGAAAAAUGGCAGGAACAAUAGAUGUAAUUGGUAGUUCAGGUUUAGCUUCAAGAAGAAAUCUUGAUAAAUCUCCACCAAAAGGAAAUGUGAUACAAGUAAUGACUGCAGAUAGGAGAGAAUAUUCUAGAAAACCGGGUUUUCCCGAUAUGAGUGUGCCACCACCAGGAGCAGGAAUGCCUCCUGCAUUUGAUAUGCCUCCUCCUGGAUACCCUGGAGAACCAGCUCCUUUUUACAUGCCUGAAACAGAUCCGUAUUAUCAAAGUUAUGAACCUACACAAGAUAAUCAAUGGGGCAAUGAUCCGACGUGGCAACCAACAAAUUUAGCUAUUCCAAUGACAGAAGGGGAAGAUGAAAAAGAUACUGGCCCAAAAACAAUACCAACCAUGGUACCUCCUACAAAUAUUCCUCCUAUAAUGCCACCUAGAGAUUCUCGAGAUCGUGAAAGAGAUCGGGAAAGAGAAAGAGAUCGCGAUAGAGAAUUAGAUUCAAUGGGAAGGGACAGAGAAAGAGAUAAGGAUAGAGAUCGCGAUCGUGAAAGAGAAAAGGAUUCUAUGAUUAGAGAACGAGACAGAGAAAGAGAUUCAAUGUCACGAGAUGAAGAAAGAGAUCGUGAUAGAUCUCGAUCUCAAUAUCGACACAAAGAUCGACAUCGACAUCGAUCGAGAUCUCGGUCUCGUAGACAUAAAUCCAGGUCCCGAAGUCCAAGUCGGCGUAAGAAGAAAUCUAGACGUUCUGAGAGAGAACGUUCUAAAGAAGAGAGCGAAUAAAAGAAAAAAUAUUUACAAAAUACCCGCGGCCAUAUUGGCAUGCUGAAUCUUUUAAUAAUGUAACUUUUCAUAUGUUACUUUCCAGAAUAUACGUUGAUUAUUAUUUCAUAAAA